ACCUCUGUCGCUCUCUCUAAAAUGGAUCCAUUGCUCCCCCUUUCUCGUGAAAAUCUAAAGACCCAAAACAGAGAAUGAAUCGAUAGGAUCAAACUCCAUUACAUCUCUCUCUCUCCUCUCCUCUCCUCUCCUCUCCUCUCUUCUCUUCUCUCUUCUCUCUCUCUUCUCGACUGUUUUUCCUUGUGAUGAUUAAUCUUCUGGGAUGAAGUGCGAGUCUGGAGAAUUGACCCAUCCCUACCCAGGCUUGCAAAGGCAUGGCCACGCUCACUGUUUCCUGGAACUCCUUGUCACCAACCUCUCUGUAUUCUCUCUCUUCAAAAACUCUGCUAUUUUCUCUCUCUUCAAAUGCUCAGCACUGCUUCUUCCUAUGUUGUUCAGAGAAGAAGAGAUUCAGAUCCAAUUCGAGCGAAGAGAGAGAUAGAGAGGCGCAUUCAAUGUUGCUGCCAAAUGAAAACGGAUGGUGGGUUGGAAGAGGCGCUCUCUCUCUUUGAAGGUAUGCUCAAAUCCUCACACAAACCUUCUCUCUCAACUUGCAAUCUAUUGUUGGGGUCCUUCGAGAGACCGGACCAGGCUUCCUCUCUGUAUAAAACCAUGGUGACAGCUGGAAUUUCACCUGAUAUUCAAAUCUUGCAUACAUUGUUGAGGUAUUUUUGCCAAUUCCAGAUGACCCAUUUUGCGUUUGGGGUUAUUGGUCUCACUCAGAAGCUUGGUUACCCUCUCUCUGUCUUCCUCUUGAAUAUGGUAAUGGGAGGACUUUGCAAGGAGGGGCGAGUGGGGAGGGCUAUGGAGCACUUCGAUGGUAUGGAAAACCACAAGCUUUCAAUCAAUGUCUUUACAUUUACCACUCUGAUCAAUGGGCUCUGCAAAGCCCAUAAGGUGGAAGAGGCCAUGGCUAUACUCAAAGCGGUGGGGAAGAAAGGAUGUCAACCAAAUGUCGUGACGUAUACAGUACUCAUGGAUGGUCUUUGCAAAGGGGGAAGGACAGAAGAGGCAAUGCCUUUGUUAGAGGAGAUGUAUAGCAAUGGCUUGAAGCCGGAUGUCUUUACAUUUAACACUUUGAUCAAUGGGCUCUGCAAAGCUGAUAAGGUGGAAGAAGCCCUGGUUUUGCACAAAGAAAUGGAGAAGAGAGGGUGUCAACCAAAUGUCGUCACGUAUAACACACUCAUUGAUGGCAUUUGCAAGGGUGGGAUAGCAGAGGAAGCAAUGUCUUUGUUGGAGGAGAUGCAUCACAGUGGCUUGACCCCAAAUGUGUUCACUUACAACACUCUUAUGAAUUUUUUGUGCAAAAGAAAUAAGGUGGAAGAAGCCCUGGCUUUGCACAAAGAAAUGGCGAAGAUAGGGAGUCAACCAAAUGUUGUCACAUAUACUACUCUGAUAGAUGGUCUUUGCAAGGACGGGAGAACAAAAGAGACAAUGGCAUUGUUAGAAGAGAUGCACCACAAUGGCCUAAACCCAAAUGUUGUCACAUAUAGCACUCUUAUAAGUGCGCUAUGUAAAAAAAAUCAAGUGGAAGAAGCCUUGGCUUUGCACAAAGAAAUGAAGAAUAAUGGCUGUCAACCAAAUAUUGUAACAUAUAAUGCACUCAUCGAUGGUCUUUGCAAGGAUGGGAGAACAAAAGAGACAAUGGCAUUGUUAGAAGAGAUGGGCCACAAUGGCCUAAACCCAAAUGUUGUCACAUAUAGCACUCUUAUAAGUGUGCUAUGUAAUAGAAAUAAGGUGGAAGAAGCCUUGGCUUUGCACAAAGAAAUGGAGAAUAAAGGAUGUCAACCAGAUGUUGUCAUGUAUAACACACUCAUCGAUGGUCUUUGCAAGGGUGGGAGAACAAAGGAUGCAAUGUCUUUGUUGGAGGAGAUCUGUCCCAAUGGCUUGAACCCAAAUAAAGUGCAAGAAGCCUUGGCUUUGCACAAAGAAAUGGGGCAGAUGGGUUGUCAACCAAAUAUCGUCACAUAUAGAACCUUAAUAGGUGGUCUUCGCAAGGAUGGGAGAACAAAAGAGACAAUGGCAUUGUUAGAAGAGAUGCGCGCCACAAUGGCCGAUAUCAACCAAAUGUUGUCACAUAUAGCGUACUCAUUGAUGGCCUUUGAGGAGGCAAUGUCUUUGUUAGAGGAGAUGUAUGAUAAUGGCUUGAACCCAAAUGUUGUUACGUAUGGCACUCUUAUGAAUCUGCUAUGCAAAAGAAAUAAGGUGGAAGAAGCAGUCACUUUGCACCAAAAAAUGGGGAAGAUAGGGUGUCAACCAAGUGUCGUCACGUAUAAUACUCUGAUAGAUGGUCUUUGCAAGGAUGGGAGAAUAAAAGAGGCAAGGGCAUUGUUAGGGGAGGUGUACCACAAUGGCCUAAACCCAAAUGUUGUCACAUAUAGCACUCUUAUGAAUACAUUAUUUCAAAGAAAUAUGGUGGAAGAAUCCUUGGCUUUGCACAAAGAAAUGGGUAAGAGAGGAUGUCAACCAGAUGUUGUCACUUAUAACACACUCAUCAAUGGUCUUUACGAUGGUGGAAGAAUUGAGGAAGCAGUGUCUUUAAUGGGGGAUAUGUAUCACAAUGGCUUGAAGCCUGAUGUUGUAACGUAUGACACUCCUAUAAAUGUGCUAUGCAAAAGAAACUAGGUGCAAGAUGCCCUGGCUCUGGACAUGUCAAUUAGGAAGAUAGGGUAUCACCUGAGUCUGUCAUGUAUAAUAUCCUGAUAGAUGGUCUUUGCAAGGUGGGAGAACUGAGGAGGCAAUUUCUUUGUUAGAAGAGAUGUAUCAGAAUGGCUUAAACAGAAAUGUCAUUACAUUUUCGGACUUGGUAAAUGGCUUUGAAAUACCAACAUAUGAGAAGAUGCCUUGGCAUUGCACAAAGAAAUGGGGAAGAUAGGUGUCUACCAGAUGUCACAUUUACUUCCAUGAAAUUAUCUUUGUGAGGAUGGGAGAAUAGAAGAGACACUGGCAAUAGAUUUACCAGUGUACUCAACCUGAAUGCACAUAUACCUCUCUUAUAAGCAUGCUAUAUAAAAACCAAUGGUGUUGAAGAAGCCUUGAGAUUAUGCAAGAACUGAGAAAGUGAGGUUGUCGGCCUAUUAUUAUCACGUAUAACUCUCUCAUGGAUGAUCUUUGCAAGGACAAAUAGAGGAAGCGGUGUCUUUUUUGGAGAAGAUGAACUCUAAUGGUUUAAACCCAAAUAUUUCCACAUAUGGUUCUUUUUUUUUGGUGAAGCAGUGUGGAUUUGGGCCCCUACCUGUUUUAUUAGAAAAGAAUAAAUAUCAUACAAUGGAGAACAUUUUACAACACUAUCAAGAGGGACACAAGCAACAUUGUAUGAAAGUAGGAGAGGCAAAAAAUCUGUUUCCUCCAUACUGUAACGAUGUGUCUUGCGUGCCAACAAGACAAGAUUGAGUGAGCAAAAUCGGAUUAUUCGAGCCUCUACCCGUCCCAGAUGGUCCAGCGUGUCCAUGGGUAGCCUUUGAAAGGGUGAUUUCCAUGUAUAGCUCUCUGAUAUAUGUCCAUGCAAAUCCAAAAAUGCGUAACAAGCCUUGAUCUUUUUCAAGGAACUGCAAAAGAGAUGGUGCUAUCCUGUUAUUAUCAUGUAUAACACGCUCAUAGAUGGGUUCUGCAAGAUGUGUAAGGUGGAUGUAACAAUGAGUGUCUACCAUGACAUGAUCCAUUUGGAGUUUGAGCCUGAUUCCAUUAUUUAUGGUAUCUUGAUCACGGGGCUGAGCAAAACUUGUGAGGCUGAGGCUGCUAAAAGACGUCUAUAUGAAAUUCAAAAGGUUAGGUUGGUUCCCCUCAGGCUGCUUAUAUAAAUUGCUGGAUUCAUUUCGUAAAAAUGGUGAUUCAAAGAAUGCUAUGAGUUUAUUUCGAGCAAUGUUUUACAACUUAGGCAAGUUGACUCGAACUUGACUGUGUUACUCUUGGCUGGUUGCCUGGAUGUAGUAACCCCCAAAUUUGGGGGUAUGUAAUAAAAAAGAAAUUAUAUAUUUGUAUAUUAUAAUUAUUUUAUAAUUGAUUUAGUCAAAUUUAAUCUUUGAUUAAAUCAGUUAUAAAUGACUUGUAUUGGCUUUCUUUAUACUUUUUUUGUACUUUUUUAUUUUUUGGCUUAUUUUUUCUACACUUUCUCAUUUUUCUAGAAAAUGGUCUUUAAUCAGUUUUCUUUUUUACUUUUGAAAACUUGUUCUCGUCUUUUACGUACGUUUUCUAUUGUUUAUUUUUCCUUUUCUUUUUUUCUGAUUUUAACAAAUUUUAAGGUUUUUUAAAUAUUCUUUUUUUUUUUUUGUCUAUUUUUUUCACGGCUCAGACUCGGAUGAGUCAGCUUCAACUGACAUUAUUAACUCAGCCAGGUCAGAGGCUGAGUUCCCCGGCCAAGCCGAGUGAAAAAACAUUUGUUUCAAGUGAUGAAUGAAGGUUCUUGCAAACCUAAUGUGUUGACCUUCAAUAUCCUGAUUGAUCAGUCAUGUAAGCGGUAACCAUCAAGUAGCAAAGGAAUUGCUUAAGGAUAUGAUCCAAAGAGGUAUCAUUCCUAAUAUGACAACCUAUUCUGUAGUAAUAAAUAUGUUUUUCAAGACAGGGUUAAUGGAUGAAGCUUAGGGAUUGCUCGAGGGCAUGAUUGCAAAGUGUUAUUCACCAGAUGCUAUGAUAUAUGCAUCAUUAUUGAAGCACUCAUUUGCAAAUGGUGAUAGGGGGGACUAGUCCUACCAAUCCAACGAGAGAUUACUACAUGGAGAACUGCAGCACAGCGAUAAAAAGUCCUUGGCCGAAGCCAUCUAACUAAGGCGGCAGAGUUCAUGGCAUUGCUCCAUCAAAUAGCAUGUAAGGGCGAGGGAAGCUGGCGAAGACCUUUCUCCACAUAAAAUCCUAUUGUUUCUCUCAGUCCAUAUGACCGCUGCCACCAAUGCCUCCCACAAAAGGAUAACAGCUUUGGACCAGGGAAAAGGGGGGAGGGAGCUGAAGAGGGAACUUUCUUUCAAGAUUGGCAACCCUUACUCUUUUCAAGACAAGUCCUCAUUCCCCAGGCCUCCUUUUGGAGACCACCAAAUCCAGGGUAGACCAAACUGAACUUUGACAUUACUCCAUGGGCAAUUGUGGCCCCUCAAGAAUUGGUGGCUUACUUAGAGACUUUGGAGGCCAUAGACUCGCCUCUUCCUCCAAAAGCAUUGUGACACUCGGACUUCCAUUCAGUAGAAGCCGUUGCUCGCCUUGAGAUCAUCAGAUUGUUUAGCCCCCAGUGAAGCCUUUUGUUAGUGGUAGAUGGGGACUCUAAGAAUGUUUCUGCGAUGGGCCUCCAGCUUUUCUCCACGCCCUUGGUCACUUGCUCACAUUUUUUAUGUAAUUGCACACAUUUGUAGGGAUAUGGAUGUUUCUGAUGAUGAUGGAUUAAUUGAGAAUGAAUAAUGAAACGACACCAAAUUUCUGUAUAUAGAAAGAGAGCAAUAAAAUGCAUACUUGUACCAAACAACAUGUAUAAACAAUUCCCCUUCUCAAAGGCCA
Amborella trichopoda is the source of this 5460-nucleotide messenger RNA. NCBI's taxonomy places the organism in Eukaryota, Viridiplantae, Streptophyta, Magnoliopsida, Amborellales, Amborellaceae. The record is from RefSeq and is a predicted model, not a curated record.